AUGGAAUACCCAACCCCUGCACGACACUCCGUUAGUAGAUGGGAUAUGCACCUCAGUGGGUCGAUAUUUGAUGCUAGAAAUACGUACUGGGGAAUGACAUCAACUUCUAGUGGUUGGCAAUCCACAUCUGAUCGGAGAUGUUGUAAAAUGUCCAUAAGGAGGGAUGAUGUACUCCCUACGAUGUCUACCAGCGAGGGGACCUUCUACGUUGCACAUGGUGAUGGGUCAGGUAAUGAGUGCGAUGCGGAUCCACCUCGAGAGGCUAGCUCCGAUGGUGCAGAAGUUGCAUUAUUUUCUAAACUAGAGCUUGUUCCAACCAUACCUGAAGAUGUUGAAGGGGGUACAGAUGAUGAAGAAGAAGAUCCGCGAUUCAGGGCGUACACGCCUCUAGCCCACAUGCAUAAUGUCGAUAUAUCUCAAGAUGAUGCGUUGGAGUUUCCAGAUCUACCACACAGAAGGCGUGACUGUACAAGUUCCUCAUUGAAUUCAGGUGAAUUAGAAGUUGGUAAGGAGUUUUCCAAUAAAGAUAGUUUUCUUGGUACAUUAAAACAACAUAGCAUCAUUAAUGGGGUUAACUACAACGUAGUUAAAUCCAAAUCCAAUAAGUUUGAGGCCAAGUGUGCAGUGCAAGACGGUACAUGUUCAUGGAAAAUCAUGGCCUCGUUGAGGAAAAAGAUAGGCUUAAAAAAGUACAAAGGUCCACAUACAUGUGCUGCCGGUGUUUCAGAAGAUCAUCCCAAGAUGAAUUCAGAUAUGCUAGCUACCUUAAUACUACCGAUGGUAAAGGCCGAUCCUAGAACUUUAGUGCCGGUCUUAAUUGCCAAUAUUUGUAGCCAGUUAAGGUACACGUCCUCUUAUCGCAAGGCUUGGAUAACUAAGCAGAAGGCGUUGGAAAAAAUUCAUGGUGGGUGGGACGCUUCAUAUAAUAAAGUGUUGCAGUGGUGUCAGGUGCUAGAGAGAUAUGUCCCAGGUUGCGUAAUAGACGUUGAAACGGAACCUGCGUACUACAACGACCGAUUGCUCCAUGGAUGUCAAGUAUUUAAGUGCCUGUUUUGGAGCUUUAAGCAAUGCCAAGACGCAUUUCUAUAUUGCAAGCCAUUGGUACAAAUUGACGUUACCUUUAUGUACGGUAAAUAUACCCAUCAGCUAUUGCUAGCUGUGACACAGGAUAGCAGUGAAAGAAUCCUUCCAAUUGCGUUUGGAAUAACACUGGGGGAGUCAGCUGAUGACUGA
Gossypium arboreum is the source of this 1233-nucleotide messenger RNA. RefSeq lists its product as uncharacterized. The transcript has 2 exons. The record is from RefSeq and is a predicted model, not a curated record. Bases 1 to 1233 code for a protein of 410 amino acids. NCBI's taxonomy places the organism in Eukaryota, Viridiplantae, Streptophyta, Magnoliopsida, Malvales, Malvaceae.